Messenger RNA from Pediculus humanus corporis (human body louse), 450 nucleotides. Its product is annotated as calmodulin-2, putative. Gene Ontology annotation, cellular component: myosin II complex. The record is from RefSeq and is a predicted model, not a curated record. Bases 1 to 450 code for a protein of 149 amino acids. Gene Ontology annotation, molecular function: calcium ion binding. NCBI's taxonomy places the organism in Eukaryota, Metazoa, Arthropoda, Insecta, Psocodea, Pediculidae. The transcript has a single exon.
AUGGCGAGAUACUUUACCGAACAAGAUAUAAAUGAAUUUAGAGAAUGUUUUUACUUAUUUGCAAGAAGUGGGAAAAUAAAUACAUUAGAUGAAUUGACAGUUGUCAUGAGAUCCUUAGGGAUGAGUCCCACAAUUGGAGAGCUUAAUAAAUAUUUAAAAGACAAAGGUGGGAAAAUGUCAUUUGCCGAUUUUUUGGAUGUCAUGCAUGCUCAUAGUCAAGCAGAAGAUUUACCAAAAGAAGUUAUCGAUGCAUUUUUAGCAGGAGAUUUAGAUAAGAAAAAAACAAUAUCUGCAAGACAUUUAAAACAUUUACUUUUGUAUUGGGGUGAAAAAUUAAGUCAUAAAGAAGUGGAUCAAAUAUUUCGUGAAGCAAACAUUAAUAUAAAUGGUAUGGUUCGAUAUGAAGAUUUUGUUAAAAUCGUUUGUGCCCCUGUUCCAGAUUAUUACUGA